This is a messenger RNA of Triticum turgidum subsp. durum (durum wheat), 1392 nucleotides long. Lineage: Eukaryota; Viridiplantae; Streptophyta; Magnoliopsida; Poales; Poaceae. The record is from the annotation of a GenBank genome assembly.
AUGAAGGGAUCAUCUAGUACAAAGUUAUCCAUUGGGUAUUUUCAUGAGGAUAGAGGCGACGAUUUUGAUGAAUCUUCCAAUGAGUUGAGGAUGCUGGAUGACAAAAUUCUGAUGUUCCAUAAUCUGAGAAAUCUCAAAUCGAUGGUGAUAUGUGGUUGCAGGAAUCUAAGUUAUAUUUCGUUCAAAGGUUUCAGUUAUCUAGUCUCUUUAACGAGCUUGGAAAUAAGAGGCUGUGAAAAACUUUUGUCCUCAAAUGAGAUGCCGGAGCAUGCCCAUGAAGACAUGCCAACUGCAAAUUGCAGCGGAUUCCCCUCUCUUAAAAGUCUCCGUAUUGUGUCAUGUGGAAUAGCAGGGAAGUGGCUAUCUCUGAUGCUGCAACAUGCACCAUGUCUAGAGAAAUUGUAUUUAUACUCCGGAGACGAAGAAAACAGUGUGUCAAAUCUUAGCUCAACCAGAGAAGGCACAUCAUCAGGAAAUCCAAAUGGUGGGUUAGCUCGAGACGGACCCUCGCACAUUCCAUUGAAUCUCUUCUCCCCUCUAAAGAAGAUAACUAUUGAGAGGUGCCCUCGUCUAACAUUUGACUGGGGCAAGGAAGGCGUCUCGGGAUUUACCUCCCUUGAGAAGCUACUCAUUCUGGACCGCCCCGACCUGCUCUCGUCAUUGGUGCAUACAAACGGAAGAUGGCUCCUCCCGGCAUCACUUCAGAAACUUACAAUCAGUGAUUAUUCCCAAGAAGCACUGCAACCCUGCUUUCCUAGCGAUAUCACCAGCCUUAAAAGGUUAAGGGUAUAUAGAAGCCCAGACUUGCAAUCUCUACAGCUGCACUCAUGCACUGCACGCGAAGAAUUGAGCAUUUGGAGCUGUGGAUCGCUCACAGUCACUGCACUAGAGGGCUUGCAACCCCUUGGCAGCCACAGGCAUUUGGAUGUAUCAGACUGCAUUGGCUUGCCACCAUUUUCGGAGAGCCUUUCAAGGCUGUGCCCUCGGCUGGAAAUGCUUGAGAUGAAUGGCCCAUCUGUCCUUACCACGUCAUUCUGCAAGCACCUCACCUCCCUGAAGCGCCUACAACUUUAUAGUUUGGAGAAAUUGACGAGACUAACAGAUGAGCAAGAGCGAGCACUUGUGCUCCUCAAGUCCCUGGAAAGGCUCACCUUUUUUUGGUGUAAAGAGCUCGUAGAUCUUCCCUCGAGGCUGCGCAACCUCUCAUCCCUCAAGAGUUUGGAGAUACACUUCUGUAAGGAGAUCUCAAGGCUGCCGGAAGCAGGCCUCCCACAUUCGCUGGAGGAACUGGAAAUCAGAUUUUGCAGCAAGAAGCUAGAAGAUGAAUGCAGGCGGCUAGCAACAUGUGAAGGCAAGCUAAAAGUCAAAAUUGAUUGGAGACGUGUGAACUAA